AUGUCGGCAGGGCACUCUGAGCCCCAAGUGCUCUACAGCGUCAACAACAUCUCCGCCUUUGCGGUCCAAAAUGGCGAAGAGCAUGCCAUCACCACUUCUGGACCACAGACUCUGUCUCUUCUGAUGGUGCCAACAUCAUCGCCGUUCACAGAUCUGUCCACCACUGAUCCCACGAGCGCUGCGCCUGAAGAAGAUUUCUACCUCCACCUUCACCUGCCCCCCGAACUCGACCUACCUUUGCCCGCUACCACACAGAUCUUCCAUAAGCCCCCAAGCAGCUACCUGAUCCCACGAUGGGAUCUAGGACCUGAUGCUGGCACCUUCAUUCGCAUACAAUUCCCUUCGGUGGGUACGGGCCCCGGAAAGGUUACUCAAGAGGAGGUGGACACGUUCGAGACGAUUCUUGCGCAAUGUACGGCGUUUCUCGAAAGAGCACAAGCAACACCUCCUGGUUUUGAACGCUAUAACCCUCAGGACUACAGGCCUGGAGAAGGAUAUAUUAGUUCCGCGGAUAGAGAAAAGAAUCGUCCGCCUCAGCACGGUCAGAUCGUCCUCAUUGACGAAGAGAACGGUAGUGUGAUCGGAGAACUUGGAGACAAUUACGAUGUCGUCGAGGCCUCUACAGUCAGGCCUGGGUCAAAACGUCCUGUCCAAAUUCAACUGCCUACUGAAGGGCAAGGCAACCAAAUUAGAGUUGACAACGUGUCCGAAGAAUACCUCGCCAUCUCAAGACAUCCGGCUUACGCCAAAUCUACCAUCGUACAGACCUCUGCGACGGCCUCGAGGUUCAUAGUGACCAGCUCGAGCUAUCUAGCCGACAAAAUGUCUUCCGGGGCAAACUCAUUCCAACAAAAGACUCAGCCUAACCCCAAGCCCAUGACCUUUUCUCCCGCAACCCAUGCUCGCAUCCGACAGAUCCACUCGUUCACCCAAGGCGCAGUCGGGUUGAGUGCUAAGACGGUUGGUCAACUGGGCCGGUAUGCGCAGAACUUCGGCGCCCGGAUGGCUGGAAAGGGCGAGAAGAACAAAAAGGAGCCAGGCAAGGACUUUAAACCUGGAUUGCUGAACAAAUCGAUGAUUGCCUUUUCGACCAUUGCCGAUGGCAUUGACCAGGCUGGACGAAACCUCCUCGCAUCCGGGUCGGCGGCAGCGACCAACGUGGUGGGCCACAAAUACGGCAAAGAGGCAGGCAAUGUCAUGUAUGGCCUUGCAGGCGGUGUGAAGAACGUUGGUCUUGUCUACAUUGACGCGAUGGGCGUAUCACGACGUGCCGUCAUCAAGUCAGUGGCCAAGGGUAUGGUUGUCGGAAGGAUGCCAAACGGGCAGCAAUUGGUAGUAGGAGCUGGAGAUGGAGGCGUAGUCCCAGGGGAAGUACUUCCUCCUGAUGCCAAGCAGCAUGAUCUUUACUCCCCCGACGUUUAUGGCGGUGCCACACAACCUGGUGUCAGCAAACCUGGCUAUGGAGUGGAGAGCUAUGGCAACGCAGCCAACGAGCCCCCGUCCUAUUCGUCGGGAGUUGGAGAGCCUCUGGGCUCAACGUUGCAAGGGCAGAAUGUGAGGGAAAAGCGAUGA
Exophiala spinifera is the source of this 1572-nucleotide messenger RNA. RefSeq lists its product as uncharacterized. The record is from RefSeq and is a predicted model, not a curated record. The coding region runs from base 1 to 1572 and encodes 523 amino acids. The transcript has 2 exons. Gene Ontology annotation, biological process: cell division. NCBI's taxonomy places the organism in Eukaryota, Fungi, Ascomycota, Eurotiomycetes, Chaetothyriales, Herpotrichiellaceae. Gene Ontology annotation, cellular component: plasma membrane.